UCCAAUCCCGAGUGUGCAGAGUCCAGGAGCCACAUUCACAGCCUUGGGCCUCCAACUGGAACCUGCUCCCACUCCAGACUGACGGUUCAUUGCCACAAUGGGCUCUGAGCUGGAGACUGCGAUGGAGACCCUCAUCAACGUGUUCCACGCCCACUCGGGCAAGGAGGGGGACAAGUACAAGCUGAGCAAGAAGGAGCUGAAGGAGCUGCUGCAGACGGAGCUCUCCAGCUUCCUGGACGCCCAGAAGGAUGCAGAUGCUGUCGACAAGGUGAUGAAGGAGCUGGAUGAGGAUGGAGACGGGGAGGUGGACUUCCAGGAGUACGUGGUGCUGGUGGCUGCUCUCACAGUGGCCUGCAACAACUUCUUCUGGGAGAACAGUUGAGCAGAUAGCCCACAAGGGCGGCGCCCUUCUCCUCCCCAUCCCCACCCUACCUGACCUGGCCCUUCACCCGGUUACCACCUCACCCCACUCACACCUGCUCACACCUCAGCACACACCCAGGGCGCAAAAUAGCGAUCCCACCCUGCAACUCCUAUUUCAUUAAAGGCUCUCUAUUGCCAGCUG
This is a messenger RNA of Ochotona princeps (American pika), 565 nucleotides long. RefSeq names its product S100 calcium binding protein A1 (gene S100A1). Bases 98 to 382 code for a protein of 94 amino acids. The record is from RefSeq and is a predicted model, not a curated record. NCBI's taxonomy places the organism in Eukaryota, Metazoa, Chordata, Mammalia, Lagomorpha, Ochotonidae. Gene Ontology annotation, biological process: regulation of heart contraction. Gene Ontology annotation, cellular component: sarcoplasmic reticulum. Gene Ontology annotation, molecular function: calcium ion binding; S100 protein binding. The transcript has 4 exons.